AUGCGGCAGCUUCCCACCGCCUUCCACAAAGGGUCGGAGCCGGGAGAUCGCCAAUCAAGCGCAUCAGGUUCGUCAUCGAUUAAGAAGGUUGCCUCUGUCGCAAAGUCCGACCUCCAGCCUCCAGUGCCGGAGCUUUGGCAGAUUACCACAUUUUACCUCCAAUCACCCCUGCAUCGCACAAACUCAACCAUCAUGGCGACAAAGAAGGCUACGAACUGGAAGUUGUGGGGAAAGAUGCUGCUUGGUGGCGGAAUCUUUUGCGUUGGCGGUCCGGCCUUCACCAUGUGGGUGUCGCCGACAGAGGAGGAGCUCUUUAAGAGAUACAACCCUGAGCUGCAGGCGAGGAGUCUGGCGAACCGCGAGAAGACACAGGAGGAAUUUGACCAGUUCGUCACAAAGCUGAAGGAAUAUUCCAAGUCGAACAAGCCGAUUUGGACGGUUCGAGACGAGGAUAUCGAGAGACAAAAGCAGGCACGGGUGUAUGAGCAGAGGAGGAAAGAGGCUGAACUCAAGGCGCAGCAAGCGGCGAUGCGCAAGGAGUCGGGUAUGUCGGAUGACUUGGACUGA
Molecule: messenger RNA, 567 nt
Organism: Colletotrichum orchidophilum
Lineage: Eukaryota; Fungi; Ascomycota; Sordariomycetes; Glomerellales; Glomerellaceae
Product: assembly factor cbp-4
Exons: 3
Coding region: 1-567 (188 amino acids)
Biological process (GO): mitochondrial respiratory chain complex III assembly
Cellular component (GO): mitochondrial membrane
Source: RefSeq, a predicted model, not a curated record